AUGUCGCAGCUGCGUUGCUAUAAUUGUCGUGAGCUGGGGCAUAUUGCUAUUAAAUGUCCGAAUCACACUCGCACCGCUCUGUUUUCCAGCCCAGAUCAGGAAGUCCAAGAUGCUGGUACAGUUCAUUUGCUGCCGGAUGAGGAUGAUCUGCUGGGUGAAGCAUGUUUCUGCUCACCCCCUCCACCUGUAGAAUCUGGUCGGUUGCCCCCUACUAAUCCCAGCGCCGCCAUGGGACCAGCAUCGGAGUACACCGUCGCUGGGUACGUGAAUGGUACCCACGUCUCGAGCAUCGUUGUUGAUACCGCGUUUGGCCGCACCAUGGUACACGGGACCUUGGUCUGGGACCAGGAUUUGUCUGGUGAGCCUACCUCCAUUUGUUGUGCCCACAGUGAUGUGGCCAGUUACCCCAUGGCCGAUCUGACCAUCACCAUCGACGGCAUGGUGUACUAUGUCAAGGCAGCAGUGUCCGAGCACCUGCCCCGUCACGUGUUGCUUGGCCAUGAUGUGCCCCACAUACAUGAGUUGGUCCGGCUGUGUCAGCCAGUCGCCACGGGCGUCUUGGUCUCUACACGUGCACAGGCCAAGGCUUCACCUGAGUCGACUGGUGCUGCUGAUGCCACCCGUUUCGCCGACGAGCAACGGCGUGACCCAUCUCUUAGCCCAUGUUGGGACUAUGCUACUGGCCGACACAAGACACCCGUCAAUGGCAGUACCUUCUGUGUUCGCCAGGGCCUCCUCUACCGAGAAUACUCACCGGAUGGUGUAGCUGGGAUGGAUACCACCAGCCCCUACUACCGCCUUCAGUUGGUUCUGCCCAAGGAACGGAGAUCCACCAUUCUGUACCUCGGCCACACCGUCCCCAUGGCUGGCCACAUGGGACAGGCGAAGAUAUCCCAGAGGAUUCUUCUCCGUUUCUGGUGGCCGACUAUUCUUCAAGAUGUCGAGCAGUAUUGUUCCCGCUGUGAACCAUGUCAGCGCACCGCCCGUGUUCUGCGUCACGAUCGGGCGCCACUUAUACCUCUUCCUGUUAUUGGCGAGCCCUUCCGGGUGGUAGCUAUCGAUAUUAUCGGCCCCUUGCAGCGUACGCAGUCCGGCAAGAAGUACAUCCUCACCUUGGUGGAUUAUGCAACCCGCUAUCCGGAGGCAGUCGCUCUUUCCAAUAUUGAGUCGACUACCGUGGCUGAUGCGUUGAUCUCCAUCUUUUCCAGAGUAGGACUGCCAGACAAAAUCCUCUCUGACCAAUGCUCCAACUUUACAUCGGACGUCCUCCGGCAAGUUGCUGCUUUACUCCGUAUCCAGCUCACCACAUCCACUCCGUACCAUCAACAGACCAAUGGCCUUCCUGAACGGUUCAAUGGUACCCUCAAGAGUAUGCUUCGUCGGUUUGCUGCUGAUGCGCCACGAAGUUGGGACGAGGUGCUCCCAUAUGCUUUAUUUGCGUAUCGAGAGGUGUCUCAAGCCAGCACUGGUUUCUCACCAUUUAAGCUCCUGUACGGCCGCCAUGUCCCACUGGAUCUCGUGCGCGAUGCUUGGGCUCAGCCAACGGAGGAGCUCCGGACUACUACUGCCCAGUUCGUCCUCACCAUGCGGGACCGGCUUGAACGCAUAUCGAUUGAGGCUGGCUCCCACCUUGCCACGGCGCAGCAACGGCAGAUGGCCUACAAUGACCGCCUGAGUCGGGAACGCACAUUUGCUUCCGGCCUCGGCUUGCAAAAUGGAAGCCGUGUGGCAAGGCCCUUACCCUGUUCGGCGUAA
Molecule: messenger RNA, 1755 nt
Organism: Sycon ciliatum
Lineage: Eukaryota; Metazoa; Porifera; Calcarea; Leucosolenida; Sycettidae
Exons: 2
Coding region: 1-1755 (584 amino acids)
Biological process (GO): DNA integration
Molecular function (GO): zinc ion binding; nucleic acid binding
Source: RefSeq, a predicted model, not a curated record